Lethenteron reissneri (Far Eastern brook lamprey) is the source of this 5951-nucleotide messenger RNA. Its product is annotated as calcium and integrin-binding family member 2-like. Gene Ontology annotation, molecular function: calcium ion binding; magnesium ion binding. NCBI's taxonomy places the organism in Eukaryota, Metazoa, Chordata, Hyperoartia, Petromyzontiformes, Petromyzontidae. Gene Ontology annotation, biological process: calcium ion homeostasis. The record is from RefSeq and is a predicted model, not a curated record.
GGGAGGAAAAAGUACUGCACUGUAGUUGCCGCAACGUCCCUCCCUAUUACAUCCCCCGGCGACUGACCAGGGUGUGCGCCAUGCACGCUCGCCUCCCAGUGCGCGCCCGUCCAGCCAGCGAGCGGGCUCUAGCGGCCACAGGACCUUGCGCUAUUCCUCUCGCGCCGUGUGUCCGUCUCGGUGGGAGCUCUUAAGAAGCGGCUGGGUGAUGUCGCGGUGCGUCGCCACCUCGGCCCCCCGCGCUACUCCGAGAUGGGCAACAAGCAAACCAUUUUUACAGAAGAGCAGCUGGACGCCUACCAGGACUGCAGCUACUUUACGAGAAAAGAAAUUCUCCGGCUUCACGGCAGAUUCAUGGAGCUGGUUCCGCACCUCGUCUCGAAGGAUUCCUCCGGUUAUUGCGACAUCACCAUCCCCUCCCAGCUGAUUGGAACCAUGCCCGAGCUGAAGGAAAACCCUUUCCGGCAGAGAAUACUGGAGGUGUUCUCGGAAGACGGCCAAGGAAACAUGUCCUUCAGCGAUUUCGUGGACAUGUUCUCCGCCUUCAGUGAAACGGCCCCGAGGGAGCUCAAAGUUUACUACGCUUUCAAAAUUUACGACUUCAACGACGACAGCUUCAUCGGCCGAGGGGACCUGCUGCAGGUGCUGCAGUGUUUGACACGUGACGAGAUGAGCCACGAGGAGCUGCUGCUGGUCAUCGACAAGGUGCUUGAGGAGGCCGACCUGGACGAUGACAGCAAGCUGUCAUUCGCCGACUUCGAGCACAUGAUCUCCCGCGCACCGGACUUCAUCAGCACAUUCCACAUACGGAUCUGACGGCGAGAUGUUUAUUGACGAGAAAAGAGUGUAUCCCAGAAGCCUCCACGGGAGAGGUCGUGCCCCCCACAAGUUCCCCCCCAGGUAAUUAACCCCCCCGCCCCUGCCGGCUGCUGCCGAUGACCUCCGACCUGGAUGUGGUGGCAUCAGCUGAUGACCCCGUGACCUUCUGGGAUGGCCCACAGCCUGGGCGGCUCGACUCAGCAUCUCGCUUCCACCAGCUCGAUUUAAAGAGAGAGAGAGAGAGAAGCUUUAAGUGCUGUCUGAAGCGUAAUGCGUGAAGAACUAUUACUGUACAUUUUUGGGCCUGGUUGACACGUGGCCAUUCGUCAUGUUCAAAAGCACCACUUGCAAAAAAAAAGAAGAACGAUGAAAACAAUAUGGGGUCCUUUUUUUGAAAGCAUGUUUUUUUCUUUUCUUGGUAUGCCGCAAAUGUCAUGCGAAAUGCAAAGGACUCCGCGUUACGAACACCGCGCCAGCUUUUUAGACCGAGUCACCGAAACGUACAUCGCCGUCGCGUCGAUUUUUUUUUUGUUUACCGGGAGGAGCAACGUUUCGUUUUUCUUUUCGGAAGUGCCAAAAGCGGGAUUGACGAGGUUCACAGAUUUAGGCUAAUGGGCUCCCCGUCUCUGCCGCAGUGGAAUCCCUAAUGGAGACUGAAUGCCAACGCCAAUAGACGAGCGCUCCUCCAAUCAGCCAGAGCUGGCAGUCGGGAGAGGGAGAAGAAGACCCGUGCGACGGAUGAGGCAUGGCAUGUCGGGCUUUCCUCGGCUUUAUUUAUCAGCCAUUUGCCCAAUUGCCAUUUCUUCCCCCACCCACACCACCUCGCCCGAUGGUUAUUUAAUUCUUAAUACGGGGCGGGGAGAGAACCUCACCCUGAUUUGUUUCCUGAGACAGGGGACACAGUAAAAGGGCUUCGUAAACUAGAUGAUACGCUUCUGAAGGUUUAAAACUAUAUAUAUAUAAUAUAAAAACAUACAAAAAUAAAGACAGGAUUGUUUUACCGCAAGUACAACAAUACGGUUAAUGGGGUUUUUUUUUGUCUCGACUUACGGACGUGAAAUCAAUUUUAUGGAAUUUACUCAAAUGAUUCAACGAAUGUGAAACGGUGUGUGUGUGUGUGUGUGAGAAAGUUGGACAUGUAGGGUGCGCCUCUGAAGUUGGCAUAGCGAUGCCACUGGCGUUGUUAGGCCCGUCCCAAAACAAGUCAUUCGAAUCCAGAGACAGCUCGUGUCCAUUUGCACAAUUGUAGCAAUGUGCAUCGAAUAUGGGUUGUUGGUAUUAAGAUUGUUUACUUAAACACACUGUUGAAUGAAAAGAAACGUAUUUCAAUCUCCUAACCUUGAAAGGGGUUUGUUUUUGGUUUACAAUGCCACUUUGGUGGAUGGUACAGAUCAAAUGUGUGUAAGUCAUGCAGAUGGUUGGAAAGUUGAUACAUUUUUAUUUUAUUUUAGGAUCCAUUUGUAUCCGUUGUGCCAGAUGUGCUAAAAUCCAGCAAGAUAAAAGCCAGGAGCAUGAGAACACACUGUCAGAGGCCCGAGUAAAUCACAACCUUUGUUUAAGUGCAGACAUUUUACAGGAAGCGUGCAAUCACAUUUUUCCUUCCGUCGAAGCACAGCCCACGCCGACUCCAGUUCAACGAGACGCCGGACUCCACUCCAGAAUUUGGAGUGUCACACGACCACGUGCCGACAUUUCAACGCACAAUUGGGAUGCGGCUGCAACGUCCUCCCACCGAACGACCAAACUGAGAGCGCUGCGGCGUUUGAGUCGGAACCGGGCACUGCCCGAGUGCUUGCUGCAUUAUGUCACAUCACCCUCCAGCAUCAUCAUCCAUCAUCAGCCUUGGUAAACGAAGGCCUCACCAAGUCGACGUCACGUCUCAUUAUCCCGCGACAUAACAGAAUUCAGCUCGCACCUGAACUGAUUUAGUCGCUCCAUCUUGCUGGACGUGCUCUCGGACGCAUUUCAUUCCUCGGCUUCAGUGCGAUUCAUCAACCACCUUCACACUUUACCCAAAAUGUGGACAACCUCAAGUGGAGUUUCCGUGUGCCCCACGGCUGUUCUUCUCGCACUCUUCGUUGCGGCGCCUGAGUUAAUGUUCUUGCUGCUUUAAUUACGGCAAUUUAUGCAAUUGCAUCGUACUCAUUCACUUACAUUGUUUUGGAAAUUGACAAAAUCGCAAAAAUGCCGCGUAACAAGUAGACGUGUUUUUAAGACGUAACAAAGGACUCAUUUGAUGUGAUUGCAGCUCCUGCAAAAUUGUGAUGAACGCGAGAAAGCGGAUGGUCAUUCAUCCAGGGAUCGAUUUCUACUCAGUUUCUUCCGACAUUCAUUUCCCACUUUAUUUAGCCAGUUAUUCCCACGCAUCAACAUCAAUUGCUGGACACUGUAACCUGUGCCAAGACUUCUGCUCAGAGCGUUCGUCGCGACGCAGAGUGGGAUUUUGCACGCGUCGCUUAAAAAGCUUUUGCAUUACGCUUCCGUUCAAUUUUUCAACCUUUCCAUGACAUCCUGUGACAUUUCGUAUGAAUGUAAAAGAGGAAGAUGCGUAUAGUUUUGUUAGUCGUGCGGUCUAUUGUCGAUAAACAAAAACAGUGUGCCUGAAAAGUACCAAUUAGGUCAUGGUUUUGCUUGAGGAUUAUUACGGAGAAGGGCUUUAACUGAAAAAUAAGCAAAAAAAAUACUAAACAGAUAGAGGUUUUCAAUUACUAUUGUACCUAUUUCCUUCUAAGUGAAUCGUUAUGUUAGAUACGUAAGUAAAUAUGUAGUCACGACAGAAUAACACGUAGACGUACACAUUUUUACCAAAUAAAAAAUAUAUAAUCUGCCGAGCAAUAAGCAAUUAUAGAAAGACACAACUGUAGAACUCUUGAACAAAACACGAUUCCCGUUAACCACAGCCGCGCUGCAUUUUCUACGAAAGUUCGCUCGAAAGCCUCCACCACCACCACAACAAGGCGACGCUUUCGAGUCCUCUCGCAGCGCGACGAAGCAAGGCGCGAGCCCAAACCCGCCGGUCACUCGUCCGGCUGGCCCUUGCGUCCACCGCGCACCGUUCGUAUUAAAACACGGGGAAGAGGGGGAGGGGUGUGGACACGCGACCCUGCCAACUGGGCCACUCGUUGAGUCUAACGCCGUUUUUUUUUUCUCACGGCCACUGGGCAGGCAAAGCUGGCUCCAUAUUUCGUGAAAAUGGGAAAUUGUGGGCCCGGCCAAGGCCAGGUUCCCACAGCAGCGUUAACCGGGGCCGACCCAACACUCGUUGAGAUUAACGCCACUUUUUUUUCCACGGCCACUGGGCAGGCAAAGCCGGCUCCUUAUUAGUAAAGCUGGAAAAUUGUUGGCCCGGCCAAGCCCAGGUUCCCACAGCAGCGUUAACCUGGGCCGACCCAACACUCAGCGGGCUCUGUAAGUGGACCCAGUAGCUCCCUUUUCAGAAGUGACCUGCAUGCUUUUAGUCGCUGCAGAGGAGAGGCAGCAGGGGGAGGAGAAGGGGGAGCACCAGGAAGGGGUCAACCCCCACUGAGGCUCGUGACCCAAGAAGCGUCGGCGGCACGUAUCGAAUCUGUAUCACUGUCGAUCCUGCGCCAUCCGUGCGUCAUUCCUGGGCCACCGAGCCCUGCUUGCCGUUGGUCGUGGAAUCGCAACAGCAGGGCUCUGUGCCGAUGCCUCGCCGUCCGUUAGCACAAACCCCUCCGCACGUCUUUCUCACCGCGGUCUUUGGCUGCUUUUGGGUUUUUUUCAACCUCCCUCCGCUGGCGACUUCCAUCGCAACCCUGGCCCUGAGCCCCCCCCCCGCUCCAUCACCCGCCCUCUGGUUUGUGGAUGCAUGCGAGCGUCAACGUGUUUCUUGAAAAGUAUUAAAGGGGCGCAAUGGCAUUAAACUUACACGAGGGACUGAUUUUUUUUUUACGACACGCGAGCGGGUGGCCAAAAACGCACUCGCAAUUUCACCGAAUUAACGCGCAUAUUUCAUCGAAUCUUCGCGUCCCGUCCGUCGAACGAUCACGCAUUCGUCGCACAGAUGGCAGAGGUGUCUGUGUGUAAUGGCUCUGAGCGAGGGUCAUUUUAAUAUUCCAUUAUAAACAGUUUCUUUUUGACCACCCCUCCUCAUACGACAGCCAAACGCACGCCCCGUUUUAGAGUUGACUAUUGCGUGCCCACUCAAUGCCAGCCGACUACGAUGUCUCCGUGUCGCUGGGUGGGGAGGGGAGGGCAGCUUCUCUGCUCGUUAGUUUUUGAGGGAAUGCAGUUUGCUUGUAACGCAUUGGUUAUAGACCAUGCCACGCACUUGCCUGGAGCAAUCGAGUGGUUUGCAAGCUGUCCUCGGGCAUCCAACGUCACCGCACGUUACAUGGAAUGGGUGUGCACGCUCAAAUUUGUUCUCAGCGUGGUGAUAUUUAUAAGCAGUGUGUAUCCUCUUUGGUUCAUUCAAACGGUCUCCUGUGCAAUUGAGAUUUAUUUUUUCCCAUAUGCAUAUAAAUAUCAAAUUACAGUUGCAUGCAGUGCACAUUGCAUAUAAUAUGUCAAGGUCGGUACUAGCGUUGAGAAAAAGACUGAGAGACAUGCAAAGUCUUGAUUUGAAGCUUUCGUGACUGCAGGAAUCCAUACUCUUUGGUUCUUUCGGUAAAGUCACGUAGGUAUAAAUAUGUGUGGGUGGCUUUCCUGUAGACAGAGUGUCCCAACGAGCCGUCAGGUCAUUUCUACCUGCGUGACUUUACCGAAAGAACCAAAGAGUAUUGACAUGCGAAGGAUGGUCGAUGUAAAGCGAUGGGCCUUCGAGGUCCCUGUAAGGACUUUGGAGAACCACCGCUAUGAAAAAAAGCCUUUUUUAUUUUAAGAAGUUGUUGCGGUGAAUUUGCAAGAAAGAAAGAAAACGAGUUCUUAUUCACGCGUAACGAUGCUGUUGUGUACAGGUCACUUCCCUUGUCAGAUAUAAUGAAUGACGUCUUGCUGGGGUUCAGUGUUCAACUAGAAACAACGAUCAUUUGUAUUUAUUGCAGACAAGUUUUGAUACGAAUUUAGAAAAGUACUGUUGUCAGGCCGCGAUAUUUUCAGUGUAUCUGGGCAGUACCUAUUUUUGGAAGAAAAAAAUAUGCACAUGCUUUUGUUUCUGUCUGCAUCUUUUUGCU